UCUAUUCCCGUGUGUCGCUUGCCUGUAUCCUGAUUGGGUGUACUCUUCCGUCUGUACGCGCUGCCAUUGGCUAGAGGGAAGGGGCGGGUACCACUCACGGCCGUUGCGCUCAUCACUCUGAUUUCAAACUUCUGAGGUAGCGAGUGACUGAAGAGAAAAUACAUUGGCAUUUAUUGUGUUUAUUUCCCUCGGCCUGCCGGUGCUCUCCCGGCCAUGCUGAGAAUAUCUCCCCCGGGGCCAGCGCCCAAAUCGCCCCCGGAUGAACCUCCGUUACUUUCUCUCACUCAUUUCUCCCGUGCGCCUUUCGUGAAUUUCGGGUGCGUUCGCCCUGGGUCGGUACGAAGCGCCAGCCUAUUGCUGCACAACCCCAACCCGGAGCCGGCCAGCCUUGCGGUAUUUAAACUGCCCAAGAACCGCGGCUUCAGCAUUGUGGAGACUGAAUCUGUCAUACCGCCAUUUGAAACCAUCACUCUGACUAUUACCUGGACCCCACUGGAGGAAGGAAAUGUACGGGAAAUUGUUACCUUCAUUGUUAAUGAUGUUGUGAAACACCAAGCUGUGCUUCUGGGGCGUGCGGAGCUGCCGGCCAAGAAAAAGAGAAACACAUGGAAUACCAUAAAAAUGAAAAGUAACCCAAUAGGACCAAAAGUUCCUGUUCGGAGGCAGAAAGAAGUAGACAUGACCAGCAAAACCAGGAAGUCACAAGUAACUAAAAGAGAAAAAUGUGGCCAGCUGGAGAGAGCACGAAGCCCUUUGCAGUCCUGUGAGAACCUUGCCCAUCCUUUAUGCAGUCCCUCACCAAUGAGGGAAAUUAGGCUUUCUACAGAAAACAGAGUACCAGUACUCACCAUCAGUCCUGUUAGUAAUGAACUGCAGCCGUUUACUCCAGGAUCUCUUAAAAGAUCCAAAACUUACUCUGUCUUGUGCACAGUAGAGUAUAGUGAAUCUACAGAAGUUGCAACGAUGUCUAAAUAUUAUACAGACAUUCAGGUUGAAGAAGAAUGGACUCUAAAAGCUCACAAAUUGAAUAAGGAAUCCAUGUCCCCAAUAAAUUCAGUGCACGGACAUACUCAUAAUGUUACACAUACUCCUGACUUUUUGAUGGAAUCUGCUUUGAACUCUUUAUUAUCUCCCACUGCAUUCUGUAAUCAAGGUCCUGUACAAAUAGAUGCGCAUAGCAGUGUUCUUACAGAAGAGCAGAUAACUCAGGAAAAGUUUAACUUGGCAAGCUCUAAAAUACCUUCUCCAGCAUCUCCCAUGGUGACACCAAAAAGGAAAUUCUUAAGCCCAAAUUCAUUUUUGAGCAACAGUUUUGUUCCUGAGGAGUAUUUCAGCGUAGGCGAGCACACGCCAAUCCUUUCGCCAGAACAGUUUGUCAGAGAAAACUGUUUGGCUUCACAGUCAGAAUCUUUAGUAAAUGGACCAAUGCUUUCCAAAUCAUGGCAGACUGCAAGUCACAAUUCCUCAAAGUCAUCAAGCUCCUCUGCAAUUCAGGAUGUUCAGGUUAGUGGUGGGCCUGUGGAACAGGAGAUUUCCAGUCCCAUCAUGGAGGUGCCGAGACUGAACUCUAGGCUGACAUACUGUGUAAAGAAGACAAAGCAAUCAAUUACAUUUCCAGUAGAACAUGACCAAAAUAUUGUGAAAGAGCCUAAAAAGCCUUGCGUGUUUUCUGCAACUGUUACAAAACUAAAGGCUGAGGAUCGAAAAGAAAAACCAAAAGGUCAACUGCUGAAAUCAAGGAGGAAACUUGACAAUACAACACCUGAACAUAAAAGCUCUGUGACUUUUAGUAACAUUGUAUUGCAAGACUUGCCUGUGAUAAGUGUCCCUUGUCCUAGUGACUGUUCCAGUGAUGGAUCAUCUAGGGGUACAUCUAUUUGUAAGUCCACUGUCCUGAAUCGAAAGCGGAAAAGUGAGGAAUUUUUGGGUACAAAUGCUGUUAUGGAGACUGAGCUCAGUACUGUUCCACAAGUCAAGAAGACGCACCUUUCUAAACCUGAUGGUUCGCAUGUGAGCUAUAAGGAGAAAUUGAGUCAGAAAAAACAAGUGGUUACACAGGUACUGAAAUCAGAGAAGACCCUGAAGGCUCGGCAUUCUGCUGUAAAUGGAAAACAUACCAUCUUAAAAGCUCAGUCAGUUUCUGUUGGACCGCCUAAGCAGAAGAUGGCAGUUACCUUCAAAAACUCCAAACGUGUUGUAGCUGUACCACAGUCAAAACUGGUUUUCACACAGACUUCCAAAACUGUUAUACCUCGACACCCAAUGCCAUUUGCUGCUAAAAAUAUGUUUUAUGAUGAACGCUGGAUGGCAAAGCAAGAGAGGGGCUUUACCUGGUGGUUAAACUUCAUACUCACCCCAGACGACUUUGCUGUAAAGAGAGAUUCCAGUAAAGUGCAAGCGGCUACACUGAUCCUAGGGUCAGAGAAUGCCCACAAAGUAAGUGUGCCAAGAGCACCCACGAAGGAGGAAGUAUCCCUCAAAGCCUACACAACCCGCUGCAAACUAAAUAGACUGAGGCGAUCUGCUUGCCGUCUUUUCACUUCGGAGCCUGUUGUGAAAGCCAUUCUGAGGCUGGAAGUAGAGAUAGAAGCUCAGCGUCUGCUUGUUAGGAGGGACAGACAUCUAUGGAAGGAUAUUGGUGAGCGACAGAAAAUACUAAACUGGCUUUUGUCCUAUAAUCCACUGUGGCUGCGUAUUGGCCUGGAGACUAUCUUUGGAGAGCUGAUUUCUCUGGAAAGCAACAGUGAUGUUACAGGCUUGGCUGUGUUCAUCUUAAACCGUUUACUUUGGAAUCCUGAUAUAGCAGCUGAAUACCGACACCCUUCAGUACCCAAUCUCUACCGUGAUGGUCAUGAAGAAGCUUUAUCUAAGUUUACACUGAAGAAGCUGUUGCUUCUUAUAUUCUUCCUUGACCAUGCCAAGCAAUUCAGACUCAUUGAUCAUGACCCCUGUUUGUUUUGGAAAGAUGCUGAAUAUAAGACAAGUAAAGAUCUCUUGCUGGCAUUUUCCCGGGACUUCUUGAGUGGAGAAGGGGAUCUAUCUCGCCACCUUGGCUAUCUUGGUUUACCAGUCAGCCAUGUCCAAACUCCACUUGAUGAAUUUGACUUUGCCGUAACUAAUCUGGCAGUGGAUUUACAGUGUGGAGUGCGUUUGGUGAGAACAGUAGAGCUUCUGGCACAGAGCUGGAGUUUGUCUAAAAAACUUCGGGUUCCUGCAAUAAGCCGCUUACAGAAGAUGCAUAAUGUGGAAGUGGCACUUCAGGCCUUAACGGAUAGGGGUGUUCUUCUUAAAGAUGAGCGUGGUGUCUCCAUAACCUCUAAGGAUAUUGUAGACCGGCACCGGGAACGCACUCUGGCACUUCUAUGGAAAAUUGUAUUUUCUUUCCAGGUGGAUGUCUUGCUAAGUACUAAACAACUAAAAGAGGAAAUCCAGAUUCUAAAAGAGAGCUACAACACACAAAAGCAGUUGGCAGCCCUUCGCUCACUGGCAAAUCCAGCGCCGACACAGACAAGGGAAAGUGACCAAUUUGAGCCUGAGAAAUACAAUGAGAGAGUGUCGCUUCUCAUGGAGUGGGUUAAUGCAGUGUGCAGAUUUUACAGCACAAAAGUACAAAAUUUCACUGUGUCCUUUUCGGAUGGGAGAGUGUUCUGUUACCUAGUUAAUCACUACCACCCUAGUUAUUUGCCUCUAAAUGCUGUAUGUCAGCGUACGACUCAAACCGUGGAAUGCAGCCAGAGCGGUACAGCAAUGCUGAAUUCUUCUGACUCUGAUAACUCACUGGAGGUGUGGCCCGGUGUAUUCGACCAAGGGGUUACUUCAUCUGCUUUAUAUAAAGAAUUGUUAAAAAAUGAGCAAACCAACUUCAGCUUGGUACAUGCAGCAGUGGCAGAUUUGGGUGGGAUUCCUGCAAUGGUUCAUCACUCUGAUAUGUCUAAUACAAUUCCAGAUGAGAAGGUUGUUAUCACUUUCCUCUCAUUUCUCUGUGCCCGGCUUUUGGAUUUGCGAAAGGAAACCAGAGCUGCCCGUGUUAUCCAGACAGUUUGGAGGAACUACAGACUCAAAGUGGAGAAAAAACUACUGGAGCGGAAGCACAAGGCUGCUCGUGUUAUCCAGCGUGCUGUGGUUCAGUUUCUCUCAUGCUGCCGGCUGCAGAAAAGAAGUCACUCUGCUGCUGUUAUACAGAAAUACUUCCGGAGAUAUCUGGCACAGAGACAGUUGAAAGAAUUAAAGGCUCUUAAGCACAAGGAGCUUCAGGAUAAUGCAACUCUAAUCAUUCAGAGAUUUUGGAAAGGGUAUUCGGCCCGGAGAAGAUUCAUUAUUCUAAGGCACUCUGCUAUCUGCAUGCAAGCAAGAGUAAGGGCUAAGAUAGCUCAGUCAUCAUACAAGCAGAUUCAACAGGCUACAGUAACACUCCAAAGUCACAUGCGAGCAUGGUUGUUGGGUAAAAAGAAGCGCCAGGAAUAUCUACAUAUUAAAUCUUCUGUUAUCAUCAUCCAACAUGCAUUUACGAGAUGGAAGAGGCAAAAACAAAAAAGGCAUACAGAAGCAGUUUUAAUAAUACAAAAAUGUUAUAGGAGAUGGAAGGCAUGUAAGUCAAUGGCUCAGAAUAUGGCUGCUAUUAAAAUUCAGUCUGUGUACCGUAUGCACAGGGAAAGGCAGAAAUUCCUUGAUACGAAGUGUAAAAUAAUAAAGAUCCAGUCUUGGUUUAGAUGCAAGAAGGAUCGGGAAGCAUUUUUAAUGCAGAAGGAAAGCAUCCUAACGCUGCAGAAAUACUACAGAGCAUACAAACAAGGAAGGCUGGAUAGGAAGAAGUUUUUGGAAAUGCGCUCUGCAGCCAUCUCUAUUCAGGCACACUACCGAGGUAUGAGAGUUCGACAGCUUUACUACAGGAUAAAAGCUGCUUGCGUUCUGCAGUCUUAUUGGAGAAUGCGUCAGGAAAAGAAGAAAUAUGAUCAUGUGAAGCAACUUGUUGUUCUGUUGCAGUCAAAUGUCAGAAAGUGUCAGCAGCAGAAGCAGUUUAAGCUCAUGAAAAGAGCAGCUUGUGUGAUUCAGACCUACUACAGAUCCCACAGGGCGACCAAGCAAGCUGUCCAUAGGUUUAAGCAAAUGCGCCACGCCGCAGUUGUGAUUCAGUCUGCUUUCAGAAGAAUGCAGGCCAGAAAGGCCAAAUUACAAGUAAGAAGUGCAGUCAAAAUCCAAGCCCUCUCCCGUUCAUAUUUCGCAAGAAAAAGGUUUCUAGAAAUCAAGAGAGCUUCUAUAAAGAUUCAAUCUGCUUUUAGAAUGAGACAGAGGAGGGUACGUUAUUGUGCUCUCAGAAAGGCAACAUUUUUUGUACAGCAGAAAUUCCGUGCAAAGAAACAAAUGCAAAAAGAACGAGAAGCAUAUAUUAAUAUGCAGGUAGCCUGCAUUAAAGUGCAGGCUGCUGUACGAGGACAUUUUGUGAGAAGAGAAAUUCAGUCAUGGCAUAAAGCUGCCACCAUCUUGCAGGCUGAAUACAGAAUGUGGAGACAGAAGAAGCAGUACAAGUUAUUAUACAGAGCUGCCAUUAUCAUACAAGAGCAUUAUCGGGCUCACAAGAUGCAAGUUCACCAGAGAGCAUACUUUUUGGCAAUAAAACAAUCUGCUGUAAGACUGCAGGCUGCCUACAGAGGGUACACCGUGCGCAAAUCUGUUAAGACUCAGAGACUUGCAGCGUUACACAUACAGACUGCUUUCAGAUCAUACAGAAUCAGGAAGAACUAUCUGAGAAUGAGACAGUCUGUUGUGACAAUACAGAGGUGGUACAGGUGUAAGACCUCUGGAAGAAAGGAACAAAAGAAAUACUUGGAAAUCCAAAGAGCGACUGUGACUGUGCAAUCUGCCUAUCGUGGCUGGGUAACUAGAAAACAAGUGAAGGUGUGGAACACCGCAGCAAUUUGUAUACAGUCUGCAUUCAGGAGAUAUGCUGCUCAGAAACAAAUAAGAACAAUGAAGAAGGCAGCCCUUACCAUACAGCAGCGCUACAGGGCUGUGCUUGCUGGCAGGCGAGAGAGAGAAAGAUAUCUCAAAUUGUGUAUGAGUGCCAAAAGAGUGCAGGCUAUGUGGAGGGGUAGGGCUGUGAGAAAAGAUCUAGAGAGGCAGCACAAGUCUGCAGCUCUGAUACAGUCCUUUUACAGAAUGCAUGUCUGCCAGACACAAUAUAAAGCUAUGAGACGGGCUUCCCAGCUGAUCCAGAACUUUUACAGGGCCCAUAAAUUAGGACAAUUGCAACAAUUUUAUUAUUUAAGACUGAAAAAAUGUGCUACUGUCUUGCAAUCUGCCUAUAGAGGGUGGAAGGUCCGGAGACAAAUGCACAGUUUCCAUAAAGCUGCCACCACUAUCCAGUCAGCCUUCCGCUCAUUCAUACUGCAUAAACGCUACCAUACACUCAGAACUGCCACGCUUACCAUACAGAGACAUUACAGUGCAUUUUUAUGUGCCAGGCUACAGAGAACCAAAUAUGUCCGUGUGAGAAAAUCUGUAAUUGUCUUGCAGUCGGCUUUCCGAAGUUUCAUGGUGAGAAAAAGAAUAUUGAGAAUGCAGCAGUCAGCUAUUGUAGUCCAGAGAAAUUACAGAGCUUUAUUAACUGGAAGAAGGGUACGAAAGCAAUACCUGGAAUUGCACAGAGCAACCUGCAUGCUGCAAGCUGCAUGGAGGGGAAGAAAGGUUAGGAGAAACAUUAAAGCUAUGGAUAAGGCAGCAACAGUAAUACAGUCACAAUACCGAAUGAUGAGGCAGCGCUGUUACUACAGAGAGCUUAGAGAAGCAGCCAGAGUGGUGCAGCUACGUUAUCGGGCUUCUAAAGAGCGGGAUAGGAAUGUUCAUCAAUACAUGGCUAUAAGAAAUGCCGCUCUGUGUAUCCAGUCAGCCUUCCGAGGCCUGAAAGUGAGAAGGGAUCUUAAUGCCAAACAUGCAGCAGCUGCCUUGAUACAAAGACAUUAUAAGUGCUUUUUGGAAAGAAGAAGAUUUGUUCUGCUUAGGAAUGCCACUAUAUUAACUCAGCAACGAUUCAGAAUGAAGGUUCAUGCUGAGCAGAUAAGGCAGCAGUAUCUUAGACUUAAGAAAGCUGUAGUUGUUUUACAAACUGCCUUCAGAGGCUGGAAAGAAAGAGAGAGAAUUAAUCACAUGCACUAUUCAGCCACAGUUAUUCAGGCUGCAUUUAGAAUGCACAAAGCCAAGGACUCCUAUCACACCUUAAGGCACGCAGCAAUUGUUAUACAACAAAGGUACAAGGCAAAUAUGGCCAGUAAAUCUGAAAGGAAGACUUAUCUGAAGCAGCGUCAGUCUGCAGUAACUAUCCAAGCCACCUUCCGUGGGAUGAAGGAGAGGAAGAUGCUGAGUAUUAUGCAUAAAGCGGCCUCCACAAUCCAAGCCUCCUUUAGAAUGCACCAGUGUAGGAGCCAGUACAUUAAGGUUCAGUGGGCUGUGCAUGUGAUUCAGCAAAGGUUUAGAGCAAACAAACUUCGGGACUCUGAGAAAUUGCAGUACCAUGUGAUAAAAAGGGCUGUUCUCUGCAUCCAAUCUUGCUAUCAUGGGUUUAAAGUUAGAAAAGAUUUGGAGUUCCAGCACAGAAUGGCUACAAGAAUCCAGUCUGCAUAUAAAAUGCACAGGAGGAGAGUCGUAUAUAAAAAUAUGCAGUCAGCUGUAAGCCUUAUCCAGACUUGGUACAGGUCCAUCGCAACAUGCAGGCAAACACGUGCUGAAUUUCUGCAACUUCGUAAAGCAACCAUAUUGAUCCAAGCUGCAUGCAGAGGAACAUUGGUCCGCAGGAACAUAAAAGCAAUGCACAGUGCUGCAACCUGCAUCCAAUCUUUCUACAGAAUGUACAGUCAGCGCAAAUAUUACAUUAUGUAUUUGCAGGCUGUCUGUACGAUACAGCAGCAAUACAGGGCAAAGAAAGCUAGAGAUCAUUAUUUCAAUUUCUAUCAAAACAGCAGAAAAGCUGCAACUCUAUUACAGGCUGGGUUUCGGGGAAUGAAAACAAGAAUAUGGAUCCAGCAAAUGCAUCAAGCAGCUGCCACUAUUCAACAGGCCUUUAAGUCAUUUAAGGAAAGGAAAAGUUAUUUGGAACUUAAAGCUUCCACCAUUCUAAUCCAAAGGCAGUACCGAGCUUCAGUUUUAGGCAGAGCUGAACGGCAGAAGUUCCUUAAGUGCCGCAGUGCAGCUAUAUGUAUCCAGGCAGCCUACCGAGGCUUGAGGGAAAGAGAGGAACUAAAACUCAGGCACAGAGCAGCAGCACAAAUUCAGUCUCUGUUUAGGAUGCACAGGCAGCACGUUUCCUAUCUAGCAAACAAACAAGCAGCUGUUGUGAUCCAGAGACAUUACAGGAGAUACAGAAGUUGCAAGCUUGAGCAUAAGCAAUAUUUAAAGCUUUGUAAUGCAGCCAUUAUUGUUCAGGCCCUGUACAGAGGGAAGAAAAGCCGUAAGAACUUGAGGGACAUGCACAACGCUGCAACAGUAGUGCAGGCUUAUUAUCGAAUGCACAGGCAGAGACAAUACUACUUUGCCUUACAACACGCUGUGAGAACUACACAGGUGAGAUUUAGAGCAAACCGUGCAAGAGUUGAUGCUGUAAAGAAAUAUGCCACUAUCAGAAUGGCUGUAAAGCGAAUACAGUCAGCAUUCCGUGCUAGAAAAGCUGCAAGAGAUGCAGAAAAGGACUCUGCUGCAAUAGUGAUCCAGGCUCAAUGGAAAAUGCACACAGUUAGGCGGGAAUAUGUUAAAAUGACGGAAGCAGCUGUAGUCAUUCAAGCAGUAUUCAGAGGACACAGGACCAGGAAGAUGCUAAAAGCAAUGGAGGUGUCUGCUUGUCUCAUACAGGCAUGGUACAGAUCUUGCCGCCUCACUCGGCUACAAAGAGCUCAGUAUUUAUCCAUUAGGAGUGCUGCUAUUACUAUUCAGUCUGCUUUCAGGGGCAUGCUUGCUCGCAGGGUGGCAGAAAGGGAGCAAGCUGCAAGUAAAGUACGGUCUUUCCUUGUUAUGACUCCAUAUCGCAAGAGGUUUCUGAGGCUCAGAGCAGCUGCAAUUGUGUUGCAGUCCCAUUACAGAAUGCAAAGGAUAAAGCGUGCAUAUGAGAUGCAACGAGAGACUGCACUGAUCUUGCAUCGUUGCUCUAAAACCCAUGUCCCUAUGAAAUAUCAAAAGGAAAAUGAAUUAGAGAAUGGAACACACACCAACAUUCAGGCAUAUGGAACAAUGUUCAGCAGUGUGAAUUAUGUUGUGAUAAAAAUUCAGGCCCAGUGGCGUGGAUACAUUCAGAGAAGAAAGUUUGUGCAAUAUAAAUCUGCUGCCUUACUUAUCCAACAAAGAUACCGUGCAUACCGCUUACAGAAAUCACAGCACCGCCAGAAACUCCAGGAACAGAAAGCAGCAAUAGUCAUACAAGCAGCAUAUCGAGGCUUCAAGAUUCGCAAGCACUUUGUCAGACUGAAACAGGCCGUAGUGACCCUUCAAAUGCACUUCCGAGCAGUAAAGACAGGGAGAUAUGAGAGAAUUCGCUACACGCAGUCAAGGAAUGCUGUCAUCAAGCUCCAAGCCUGCGCAAGGGGCUGGCUGGUCCGGAAAGAGAAUCGAAUGCAACGACUUAUGAAAAUUGCUUAUACUUUGCACAUUCAUCUCUGUGCUAUAAAAAUUCAGAGAAGAUUCAAAGCUCACCUUGCCCUUAAACGUGCAGAAAAACACGUUAGCAAUAUCAUCUUUAUACAGAUGUGGUAUCGCGCUAAACUGCAACGCAGAUAUUAUCUCCAUUAUCGCCAGAAGAUAGUCACUCUGCAGCGUGCAAUUCGUGCUUGGUUACAACUUCGAAACAAUGCGGCCUGUAAGAUCCAGAGAAGCAUGCGAGAUUACCUGCAACGCAGACGGCAAGCCAGAGCAGUCAGUGGAAUUGUCAAAUUUCAGGCUCUGUGGAGGGGAUACAUUUGUAGGAAGGCUCGGGACACAAAGGCAGUAAGAGUUUUACGGAAGCGUUUGCAAAGAGUCAGCCAGGAUGUUAAAGAGGAGGAUAAACUCUGCAACCGGACAGUGGUCGCACUUGACUAUCUCUUGUCAUCCAAACACCUUUCGUUCAUCCUUGCAGCUCUACAGCAUCUCGAAGUUGCCACCAGGCUGUCGGCUGUGUGCUGUGAGAAUAUGGCUCAGAGCGGUGCCGUGAAAACCAUAUUUGUCCUGAUACGCAGCUGUAAUCGAAGCAUUCCCUGUAUGGAGGUGAUCAAACUAUCUGUCAUGGUCCUACUCAACCUGUCCAAGUAUGAGAGAACUGUGCAAGCUGUAUAUGAAGUUGAGAACUCUGUGGAUAUCCUGCUGGAUCUGAUGCAGAUAUUCCGAGAGAAAGCUGGGGACAAAGUAUCAGACAAAGGAGGCAGCAUUUUCACCAAGACCUGCUGCCUGAUGGCCAUUUUUGCACUUCAUUCUCAAAGGGCUAAGGAAAUUCGUGCUAUUCCAAAAGCUAUGGACCGAUUAUGCAGCAUUUACAGGUUGACCUCUCGUAAGCACAAGAUGGAUGCACAGCGAAGUAUAUGUAGGCAGCGCAUGUCCACUGAUGCUAGUCUGUCUAUUCAAGCCACACCAGUGCGCACCAGAGUUGUGUCAAGAAUAAAGCCUGACUGGGUCCUGAGGAAAGACAACAUGAGAGAAAUAGUAGAUCCCCUCAAAGCAAUCCGGUUGGUGAUGAAUACCCUUGGUAUACCCAGCUGAUCCUGAUAUGGCUCGAAUACUAAAGAAUCCAUAAUGGACUUUGUUUUAAUACCCAAUGCUACUUGUUUAAAGAAUAUUCUAAGUUUUUACAAUAAUGUUUUGUUUUUAAUUAACAAGAAUAUUGUGAAUGAAAGAUGGAAUCAUCUCAGAAUUGUACUAUUUGUAUUUAACCACAGAAGCCCUUUUUUCUUUGUAAAGAUUUUGCCAGCAGACUGUCAGUGUGUAAAUACUCCAAAUGUAAAUAGUCCUGUAAAGAUGAAGCUGAGUCUGCUGACAUUGUACAAUAAAGUACAACGCUUGGAA
Messenger RNA from Xenopus tropicalis (tropical clawed frog), 11013 nucleotides. RefSeq names its product abnormal spindle microtubule assembly (gene aspm). The record is from RefSeq and is a predicted model, not a curated record. Bases 214 to 10710 code for a protein of 3498 amino acids. Gene Ontology annotation, cellular component: cytoplasm; spindle pole; nucleus. NCBI's taxonomy places the organism in Eukaryota, Metazoa, Chordata, Amphibia, Anura, Pipidae. The transcript has 28 exons. Gene Ontology annotation, biological process: spindle organization.